GCGAACAACAAACCGAAAACCAUCCGGCCAGCGUGUCGUCGCCGGAUCGCCGCCAACGGGGCACGGGAUCGCAGUGGUCGUCGUCGUCAUCAUCAUCAACAUCACCAUCGUCUUAGUAAAAAUAUAAUAUUAUUACCAUAAGUGUCAAAUUACAGUGUUAUUUUAGUGUCGUUCUGUGUAUUAAUUUUUUUUCGAGAUACAUAUCAUAACAAUUAUACGUAAGUCGUUGCCUCGGUAUAAUAUUAUUUCGAUUCGUUUGAUUACCGGAAAACCCGUUAAUCACUGCGCCGGUGGUCUGUUGGUUUUAUCGUCAUAUUGUUAUCGUGGUUAUAUUCUUCGGAGGCGGUGACGACGACGGCGAUGACGGCGAACGAGAAGAUCUCGACAGUCACAAUGUGAUCGAAGGUCGCCAUAAGAAUCGCAAAGGGGAGACUACGACGUUUUAUGGAAACGCGUGGCCGUCCGGUACCUGGCCAGUGGUGAACGACCGAUAGCCGCACUGCAGCAGCCGUCAUGUUCGCGGCCGCGUGGCUGCUGUUGGCCGCGGUCGCCGGCUUGGCGGUGGCCAGCGAGUAUCCCGAACGCGAGUGCUGCGAUCCCGUCAACCCGCCACCGGCGUCCAUGUCCGCGACGCCCGAUUACGCGGCGGCUGCCGGCCACGAGGUCGCGCCGCCCACGGCCACAGCAAUCGACGGACACCGGGAAGAUAAAACGCCAACGGGAAGUCUGAAUUGUUUGUUGGCGAGAUCUUUAUGCAACGAAGAUCCAUCAUGUUUUAAAAUUAUAAACCUCAUUCCAAGUUUAUGCGGAAACGAAAUAGUCUCGUGUUCGACGACUACGGUGAUAAAGUGUCGGGCUGCUUUGAAAACCCUUCAAGCGUUCCCGUUCUUCAAGCCGACGUGCCUGUGCCGAGAGCCCAAAAUCGAUUACGAAUGCAACUCCUUCCGUAAUUUUUUGUUCGACCAUCCGUGUAACUUCACACAGCGCAAAGAAUACGACCAGUUCCACAUCGAAACACUGGCUUCGUGCAACCACGCGUUGACUGUUUGUGAAUCGUCGCCUGAUUGCCGACGAAUAUUCGAUGACUUCAAGAACAACUGUAAAGUGACCAAAGACAAUACAUGCGAGACUAAUAAACCGGAAGAAUGUCACAGGGAUUGGUUGCGGUUGAGGAAAACGCCGCUGUUCGGAUGCAUAUGCCCGCAGAAUCAAGUCAAAAAACGAUGCGAUCGAAUUUUUUCACUGAUAAAUGAAAACCCGUGCAUCAGUUCGAAAUCGACGCCAAUCGACAACUCUAUAUUGAACUUCCAAAGUACGUGUCACGAGGCGUUGGAAACCUGUAACAAACACUCACAGUGCCAGGAAAUGGUGGCGUCCAUAACCCGGAACUGCAAUCACAGACAGUGCAAAAAAGCCAACUGCAUGGAGUCGCUGCAAAACUUUUACCGCAACGAAUCUAUGCAUUCAUACGCAAUAGAAAUCGCGUUUUGCCUGUGCAAGAAAUCUGGAGUCAACAAAGACAAAUGUUUAAUAGCUCAAGAGAUGUUACAUCCGGAAUGCGCUCAGCGUGCGGAUGGCCCGGCGAAGGUGCCGUGUCAUUUCUUAGCCGAGAGCUGUCGUGCGAAAUCAAAUUGCAGGUCUCGACUCGAAGCUUUCGAACAAACGUGUUCCGUGGAUCAAACGACCAGCCGGUGUGCGGGGCCGCCAUCCACGUGUCGCGAAUCCAUUCUUGGCAUACUGGGGACGAUGUUGAGGACAAAUUGCGCGUGCAAGGACACGUCGCCUUCCAAGUUCUACGACUGCAUGGGGUGGCAACGGGUGUUUUGGUUCAACUCGUGUGUGGUGGAAGCACAAAGGGAUUUCCAUAUGACCAAGAUAAAGGACUCGGUAAAAUUAUUAUCGCGUCACUUUCACACAACCACCGCAGUGGCGGUCGAUCAUUACGAUCAGACUACGGCGAUUGCGGUCAGACCACUGUCGCCGGCAGUCCCGUCGACCGAAGCCAUGGACGUGCCGACCACAACCACGGCCAGGGUACUGAUAGCCGGCAAAAAAUUUCGGUCUGAUACCACGACCGUUGCGGUAACCACGCCCAAAGCCACCACGACUUCAGUGGCGACCACUGCUGUAACAACAUCCGUCAGCACGGUUUCGACGACUGCGUCUACUACUCUCUCACUAGCCACUCAAAUUCCUUUGCGAGGAUGCAGUUUGCAGAGAUCGCCACACUACAAUAAACAAUUCAUGUCUGAAGGUGACGUAAUCAGGCUUCACAGUUUGGAGGACAACUCGUGCUCCGAGGUGUGCCACUGCAAGACCGGCGAAAGUCUGACUUGUCAAACCAUCUGCGUGGAAGUCGAACCGUGUGAAACGGAAAUCGCGUACUACCAUCACGAGUCACCAGCGUAUAUCGCAUUUCGUGGACGGUGCAUGUGCUACGUCGGAAGAUUUAUUUGUAUGCGACCAAAAAUGGGUUCGUAUACGCUUGUACCGGGAGUGUUUCUGUUCUUGGGAUAUAGCGAAAAGGACGAACAGCUGUUGAAAAGUUUGGAUAUUAUGAACUUUGAGAUAAAAGACAUCGUUUACACCAUACAGAAGUUUAUACAAGAGCACAUGGUGUUUAACACUACAUGCAAAUUGCAACUACACAGCAUGUCAUUCGAGAAUAUGAUCAUAAUGGGGAAAGCGUCUCAGAAACUUACCACUGGAGGUUACCUCAAAAACGAUGCUACGGAUAUCCGGUCUUCCGUUCUCCAAGAUAAUAUGGCUUGUUUCGAGAUAUUGAAGAACUUCUCGUUUAUGGUCACCACGCAGGCCAUGCAAGUGAAAACAAACAUGCUGCUGUCCGUGUUGAAAAUCGCCGAGGUCGACAUACUACUUCCGGUGUCCAAUUCGCGGACUUCCAACUUGUCGCCGGACACGUGCACGGCGACGCUGUUACUGGUAAUUAUUGCGGCGGCGGUCCUGUUCUAGAAGACUUACGGCGCCGCUCGGACGUUACGAUGAUAUUAUUAUUGUUACCAUCAUCGUCGUAAGUCUUUAUAAUAUAUUAUAUAUAGAGCGUCGCGUCGAGUUAACUUUUCUCUUGUAAAUUUAUUGUUGUUUUUAUUUUUUUUUUUUUUGUGUGUGUGUGCGUGUGUGUGCCACCGAUCAUACAGUUAGUAGGUAUGUGCCGCCGACAGGUAAAUUAUGAUGGUACUGCGAUGGUAUAGGUUCGAUUUGAUCUGUACGGAAAAUCACUAAAUUGAUAAUAAUGUUAUUACGACUUACAACUGAUGUCGUCGUAUAGGUGAUCAUCACUGUUCUAUCUUUUGUUUCCGCGCUAUCGUAAUAAUAAUUUAUUGUAAUAUUGUCUCGAUGUACUCGUAGUCGUGGGACGCAGUUGCCACUUUACGGACUGCUUCCAACAAUGUGCAUCCCCCUUAGCGGUGUACGUAAAACGGAUAUUAUUAUUUCAAGCCUAUUUUCGAAUCGCUCAAAUAUUUAAAUUACCACGUUAUACCAUGUUAUACAUUAGGUAUAGUGUUAUUUAUAGGUAAUGAAAUAAUAUGAUAGUUUAAUAUUACGAUGAGUAUGAUACAACACGAGGGUGUUUAAGAGAGUGUUUCACGCGUAGGUACCUAAUUAAGAUAUGGUAUUUAUAAGUAUUUCCAAACGUUACUUGGUAAACAAUUGUAAAGGGUGAUAAAAAUGUAAUAUAUAUACAGAUUCGAUGUCCUAAACUUGCAUGAUUUUAAAAUGUACGUCAUAAUGCAUACAACGGUCGAAUGAUGAUCAGACACGGGGUAUGAAAAAUAAAUAAUAAAAAUGCUAUUAAAGUCUUAGUGUCCGGAUGCCGAGUAUAAAAAACACCAAAUGUAUUAACUUCAGAAUAACACUAAAAUAAUAAAAUUAUUAUUAUUAUUAUUAUAGUGUCAACGUGGCGGUAGAAACUCUAAUUGCCCUAAGGCUUAUAAUACGGCCAACCACUUCCCGGAACUCGGCAAUUUUGCAAUAUUAAUUUAGAAAACAGUGGCGCAGACAUUGUAGGCAAUCAACAGACGGUUGGGGUCACCGCCUACAAUUUCAUGAGACGAAGGUAAUCAAAAUCCGGACAUUUUCCUAAAAUAUAUUUUCCGAAAGCGCAACCAUACUAUAAAUACAAAACAUUAAUUAUUUGUGCCAGUCUAUAUUUGUUUAUUUUUCUGGGAAACUCAAGUUUAUCCGUGACCUUUCUGCCCACCUCAUAAAGUUAUUAAUAACAUUAUGGUUUGACAAGACUAAACAAUAAUGUUUUUUUUUUUGUUUGGUCACAAUAAUUUAAAAUAAGCAAAUUGUUUUUAACAAAAUAUUAUACAACAAACAGCAUAACAGUAAUCGAGAGUCAAUCUGGAUAACCCUAUGAAAUAAUCUGAGAUCCUAUUGAGACAGGUUGGAACCACUGAGAAUUCGGGAAAAUACAUAUUUUAGAAUGGAACUCAAGAUUAAGAACUGUAGUUCAUAACAUAAUAUUUAAAAUUUAUACUGGCACUAGGGAGGCAUAUAAUUGGAUUUAACGGAGGAUUUAACGUCAAAACAAAAAAAAAAAA
This is a messenger RNA of Myzus persicae (green peach aphid), 4568 nucleotides long. RefSeq lists its product as uncharacterized. Gene Ontology annotation, biological process: nervous system development. The transcript is spliced from 14 exons. Gene Ontology annotation, molecular function: signaling receptor activity. NCBI's taxonomy places the organism in Eukaryota, Metazoa, Arthropoda, Insecta, Hemiptera, Aphididae. Bases 514 to 2973 code for a protein of 819 amino acids. Gene Ontology annotation, cellular component: signaling receptor complex; external side of plasma membrane. The record is from RefSeq and is a predicted model, not a curated record.